AACAGCACGGAACGCCCUCGUCUGACAGUGACGUCAUUUUAAAGCACCGUAUCUCUCUCACACACACACACAGAGUCAGUAAUAUGGCAGGUGCAUUGAGAAGUAGGGGUUGCAUAAAGAUCCGAGGUCCGCAACUAAGAGAUCUAUUGGAUUCAAAAUGCAACAUACUGUUCGAUUGCGAUGGGGUCAUCUGGGAAGGAGAAAAAGCCAUCCCUGGUGCUAUAGACGUGGUAAGCUUACUGAAAAACCAAGGGAAAAAUGUGUUCUUCGUUACCAACAAUUGCACCAGGCCUAGGGACAGCUACGUGCAGAAGUUUACGAGGUUGGGUUUUACUGAUGUACAAAAGAGGGAUAUUUUUAGCUCGGCAUACUGCUCUGCAGUUUACUUGAGGGAUUUUGCAAACCUGAAAGGCAAGGUGUACGUUAUCGGAGGAGACGGGGUUUAUAAAGAGCUCAGGGAAGCCGGGGUGCCCUUUGUGGAAAGUGAACCGGAGACCCCUGGUAUGACGAUAUCCGACUGCCCGCUCCAUACUGAUGUCAAGGCGGUUCUGGUUGCAUACGAUGAAGAUUUUAAUUUUCUGAAGCUAGCUAAAGCAUGUUGCUACUUGCGGGACUCAGAGUGUCUGUUUAUUGCUUCGGAUCCAGACCCCUGGCAUCCAGUUAGAGGUGGAAGAGUUACCCCUGGUUCUGGAAGUCUCACCGCUGCCUUGGAGACUGCCACGAACAGAAAGGCCAUUGUAAUAGGGAAGCCGAGCAGGUUCAUGUUUGAGUGCAUCACCAGUCAGUGUGGAGCGGACGCCGCUCAGUCUCUCAUGGUCGGCGACCGCCUGGAAACAGACAUCCUGUUUGGGACAAAUUGCGGCCUUUCAACUGUGCUCACCCUGACCGGGGUGUCCAAGAUUGAAGAAGCCCAGGCCAACCUGGAAAGUGACUGUCCAGAGAAGCAGAAUGCGGUACCAGAUUAUGUUGUGGACAGCAUUGGUGACUUUUUACUCGCACUGAAAGCCUAAACUAAAUAUUACACUUCACUAUUCUACCAUUCCAACAACGAAAUCUAGAAUAAAUGGAAACCCAGCUUAACAGUUACAUUGUCACUUUCUCUCAUCACUGUUUUUUGUCUUUUAACCUCAGUAAUACCCUCAAAAUCUCAAUAAACAUGAUUCCUUUUAAUCUAAGAAAUAGAAACGUGCUAGUGGCAGUUUAGUGGUUGAAUACAGUUAUUUGAGUUGGAUUAAACUCUUGUUUUAUAAGCCUUUAAUUGACUCCUAGUUCUGAAAUGAACUCCCUUAAGAAGAUAUUCCACACGAUCCUUCAUGAAAAAAAAUAAAUAAAUAAAAAUUCUGAUCUCUGUAUACAGACAGAAAAUGUGUAUAGAGAAGGAAGCAACCAUGCACACAUCCUGUAGCACCUUCCUUUGUAAUCGUCAGACACCUGGGACCAUACAUGUCCGCAUUGUGCAUUACAUUAAUGUUCCAUGUUAUACACCAGCCCCCCUGGUUUUCUACAGAGAUCAGCUGUUCUGUUCUAAUUGGAACACCUGUUCUAAAACCACAGCUACUGAUGAAACGCUUCACAGGGACUCUGACAGAAAGUGAAGUCUCACUGAACUACAGCUGUUAUUUCAGACAGACAGAAGUAAAUAAAUGAUAUGUUUGUUAGCUAACAGUGAUAAUGGCAUUGCUGUGGCGAGAGGCCAUGGUUUGAAAACGCGAUUUUGAACAUUUGUACUAUAAAAGGCUAAAAGUCUUGGUCAAGUAAUAUGCAUUAUUUUUGUAAGGCAUUGAUCCCAGAUAAAUUACAGGAAUUCUCACAGCAGUAUUAAUUCUUUUAAACCCCUGAAACUUCCAAAUUGCAGGGAACGGUGUUACCUUUUACUCUGGCUGGGUGUCGACAGGGGAGGGGGAAUCUAUUGCAUGUACAGAACGUGAAGAAGAAAAUAUAUAUCAUCCCUGAAAUGAAUGUCUGAUCCUAGACACACAAAAAUCAAUUGCAUUUGUAACAAAGUCAUUUUAUUUUGUAAGUUUUGCUUGUGGGGGGCGGAUGGACGACUGACUAUCUUUUGAUAUAUGAAAAAAACAUUAUGAAAAAAUCCUCAGUGUGUUUUUUUUUCAUAUUUUGUAUUGUUUUUAUCAUAACUCUUCUUACUGUAAUGGAGUUGUAGGAGAGCUUUUGUGACAUUGCUUGAUGCAUGUUUCUUCCACAGUUCCAUGAGCACUGCUUUAUGUCUAGUAUUCCCUUUUAUUAAAAUUAAGGAAAUUGUUUUACACAAUACACAGUUUAACACUGCACUAUUAAAACCUUGAGUAAAAAACUAAAUUCAGCUUGGAUUAGAACAGCUUUUCCUGACACCUCAGUCUUACCUUGAUUGUAAAUGGAUUGAUGACUGUUCUGUGUUCAUGUAUUUCAUGCCGUUCAGUUGUACUUGUACCCCUAGUUGCCAGGAAAUGCCACACCUUUUAAUGUGUUUAGUAUGAAUGUCCUCACCAAGCACUGUACUGCCUGCUGCAACAUUGUUUUUGUAUCAAUAUUGCUGAGCAUUACAGAUAUUUUUUUUUUUUUUUUUUUUUUGUGAUAUCAUUUUGGCCUGUGAUGUCAUGUAGUUUGCAUUUGCAAAGUAUAAUUGAAUGUUUUGUAUCUGGAAAAGCUGUCUGGUCUUUUUUCUUUCUUCUCCAGUUUAAGCUGUAUGCAGUUUGUUGCUAUUGUUUGUUUGGGUAAAACAAAUAAUUAAAGUACAUGUGAUUUUUUUUUUUUUUUAAUGUUUCGUGUAACUGAUUAGUUUGUUAUGUAGCUAGCAUCCCUGGGAGCUAUUCUGUACGCUCCCUCCACACAAUGGAAGUCAGUUCUGGUGGUGAUGGCAAGACAGCAGAGCAGACAGACUUUCUAACUUUUUUGAUUAUAAACCAUGUACGGCAAAUAAACUUUUAACUUAUAGUAGAGGGCUGAUAGAAGGUGCUUGGUUGGCAGAUGUUUACUUAUCCCAGAAAAUGUACAAAUUCCCACCAGCAAGUAACAACAAUUUACAUUUAAACUCCGUACAGCCAUUGGAUUAAGAAUCCUAAUAUGUCUGCCAAAUUCAGCGGAAGGAGGGUGGGUGUGUUUGCUGUGCUGUGCUGCUAUAAACCUGCCUAAGAGAAGUGCAUUCCAGGCAGCACUGCAUCAGCCAAGAUAAACCAUAUCAGUAUAUUAAAGUGUACUGGCAGACAUAGCAAGGCUUGUGAAUAAAGCCUGGACUUUCCUGCUGAAGAUCUAUUGGUUAUUUCGUGUUUUAUUUUAUUGUAAUGCUGUUCCCACGUUUUACGCUUUGAAUGCAAAACCAUGGUUUGUGUGUUUUCAGGGCGAUACAAUAAUAAUAAUAAUAAUAAUAAUAAUAAUUAAUAAACAAACUUGUCCAUAAAUAGUUUACAAAAACACCGGAGGUUUCAUUCUACACUAUAAUACGUGCUGCAUGAAUUGCUUGAAAAUUCUGUGGCAGCUUUCUUUUCUGAUAGACACAUUCUGGAAAUCUGCGUGUACAUUCUGCUGCGUUUGCAGUUUACGUAUACAUUCAGUUGCUGACUUGCAUUUCAAAAGCACAGCAGUCUUUAUUUUAAAAGACGCAAGAAAGAAACCUGCGUGUUUACCCUGACAUUUUACUUUCAAACAAAAAAAAAAGCACUGCAUGUGUUAAUUUACUCAUAAAUAAUCCAUAAAAUGGUUGAUACAAUAAAGAGGUCACGUGAAUACAGUAGAAUAGGUCUGGGAUUCUAUUUGCAGAAUAAUUAACCCAUUUACCAAAAGUGUGUUCUACAUUGCAUACAGUAUUGCAGCUGUUUCUGUCCAGUCCUGUGGUUAACCAUGUGUGUUCCAGAGCUCCCGUUUUCAGAUUUCUUAUUACAUUACAGCUACGUUAUAAGAACCAGUGUUCCAGAACAGCUGACCGUUUAAUUUUAUUUAUUUAUUGUUACUUUUGUUACAAGGAAACAAUAAUAACAGCCCCGGCGCGAAAGGUAAUUUACAUUUUGAACUGCUGUACCUAUAUUUUGUUUAUUCAAUCAAUCUUGAUGUUGUUGACUUUUUUUUCUUCAACAGGAUCAACUGUGAGUAAGGAAAAACUGGUAAGAUGUCAGUAAAUAGAUUUAUUUAUUUAUGUAAAUGUAGUGGUAACCGCAAAAAUAUGUGACACACGACACCUCGCUAGUCGUUGCUAAUUCCAUAGGGCCACUGUGUCAUGACAAAUUAUGAAAUACCAAUAAAAAAA
This is a messenger RNA of Polyodon spathula (Mississippi paddlefish), 4237 nucleotides long. Its product is annotated as pyridoxal phosphate phosphatase-like. Gene Ontology annotation, molecular function: phosphatase activity. Gene Ontology annotation, cellular component: cytoplasm. Lineage: Eukaryota; Metazoa; Chordata; Actinopteri; Acipenseriformes; Polyodontidae. The record is from RefSeq and is a predicted model, not a curated record. The transcript is spliced from 2 exons. Bases 84 to 1010 code for a protein of 308 amino acids.